Phytomonas sp. Hart1 is the source of this 537-nucleotide messenger RNA. Lineage: Eukaryota; Euglenozoa; Kinetoplastea; Trypanosomatida; Trypanosomatidae. The record is from the annotation of a GenBank genome assembly.
AUGCCGGAGUGCGUCGGGGAGCUCUUCACGGCCGUCAAAGGCCAGGGCUCCUACCUCAACGGGGUCCGCGUUCACGUCAACCCACAGGCGACGCUGCGGACGGCGCUGGUGGUGGUGAAUCUUCCCCCCGUGGUGCGGCUCUCCGAGCAGGAAAAAAAGAAGCCGCUCUACGUCAGGGAUGAGAUCCGCGCGGCAAAACAGGAGGCAGCGAUUGACGCUAUUCUGAAUAUUCGCGGCCGCAUGUCGCGUGAUCAUCUGCCAGGGGUGCGUGCCUACGGUUCCUGUGCGGUGACCCUCUCCCAGAUCGCCGCCGGGCGCGUGGAUGGUUAUAUGGAUCCAGCCAGCAUGGCUUGGGAUGUGUGUGCGGGGGCUCUGCUCAUAACCGAGGCGGGCGGGGUUGUGACGAACCUGUACGGGAUGCCGUUUGAUAUGACGCGCGAUACAAGCAUCGUCGCCGGGGCGAAUGAAGUGAUGGUGGACUACUUCACACAACUAUCCAAGGAACAUUCUGUAGGAAAGUACUGGCUGAUUGAGUAG